AUGUUGAACCGCAACAACCUGCCCUCCGUGCCGAACCCAUUUGGCUCAGGAGAGGGCGGCCGUCCCUCGCCGCAAGGCUAUUCGAACCCCAGCCAAGCGCCACCACGGUAUGAUUACGGCCAGACCCCCAUAUCCGGCGUCGGACAUUCCCACGACAACGAUGUGCCCAUGACUGACGCGUUUCUUGAUCAAAGAGGAUAUGGAGGUCCACCACCGCCCUCGAUGGGUCGGCCCCCGCAACAACAGAUGCCAACGCGCUCGCCGAUGGGAGGGGGAUCUGGAGGCCGUUCAUGGAUGCUGAAGCCUAGCAAGAGCCCUAACGACAACUACACCUUUGGUAAUAUUAUCGCCGUGUCGCCACAGGACAUCCCGCCUACCCGCGAUGGCACCGAUGUCCUUCUUCUAAUCAAUGAUUUAUGUGUGUUCUCCGCUCGUCCCCUCGACGGAUUCCCCCCUGGUUGCAUCGGCAUGUCAGACCCUCAGCGAACUUGGGCACGAAUUGGAUUGAGAGACACCGUCAAGGUUCAAUUGUACGACCCAUUCAGCCAAGGCGGACAAGCAUAUUUGGGAUCUGCCGAUAUAGAAGUCAGCUUUGCGUCUGCUCGGAAGCGCACAGAUGCUCCUUAUGACCAGGAUGACCUGGCCAAGGCUGUUAUCAGCAACUUUGAAAAUCAAUUGUUUGCUCCCGAGCAAAGGAUUUUGAUGGACCAUAGAAGCAUCCCGCUUCUGCUCAACAUCAAGACCGUUCAGCGGGUGGACCUUACCUCUGAGAAAGUUGACCUCAGUUCUGGGGAGGUUGAGACUAACCCAGUGGCGCGUGGCAUUCUUACGCGGCAUACCCAGCUCAACUUCUUCAGGGAUGCACAGACUGGUCUUAAUAUGAAGGCCUCAAAUCGCCGCCCAGCUGCAAACUCGAUCAUCCAGCCUGGCUUCAAGUUUGAGGAUAUGGGGAUUGGUGGUCUUGACUCCGAAUUCAGCACCAUCUUCCGUCGUGCCUUCGCAUCCCGCAUCUUCCCUCCAGGCUUGGUGGAGAAGCUGGGUAUUCAACACGUUAAAGGUCUCCUACUAGAGCCCAAGAUUAUCAAUGGUCCCGAGGUUCUAAACAAAUACGUCGGUGCUUCUGAGGAGAACAUCAGAAAGAUGUUUGCAGAUGCCGAGAAGGAGUACAAAGAGAAGGGCGACGAGAGUGGUCUCCACAUUAUCAUCUUCGAUGAAUUGGAUGCUGUCUGCAAGCAGCGUGGCAGCGGCGGCGGUGGUGGCACCGGUGUUGGGGACAGUGUGGUCAACCAGUUGCUGUCGAAGCUCGAUGGCGUCGACCAGCUUAACAACAUUCUGCUGAUUGGUAUGACCAACCGUAUGGAUAUGAUUGAUGAGGCAUUACUGCGUCCUGGUCGUCUCGAGGUUCACAUGGAGAUCUCCCUUCCUGACGAGACGGGUCGAAGCCAAAUUCUAAAAAUCCACACCGAGAAGAUGCGCACCAACAAUGUGAUGGACACCGAUGUGGAUCUGCAGGAGCUCGCCCAUAUGACAAAGAACUUUUCCGGUGCUGAAAUUGCCGGUUUGGUCAAGUCCGCCUCCUCGUUUGCCUUUUCCCGUCACGUCAAAGUGGGUACAAUGGCGAGCAUCAACGAUGAUGUUGUCAACAUGAAAGUCAAUCGCGCCGACUUCCACAAUGCUCUUGAUGAAGUCAAGCCCGCCUUUGGUGUCUCGGAAGAAGAGCUUUCCAGUCGCAUCCAGUAUGGCGUGCUACACUACUCUGAAACCAUCAACGAGAUCUUGCGCGAGGGCGAGCUUUUCGUCAAGCAGGUUGGCGGCCAGGCGGAAUCAACGCCGCUUUUCUCCGUUUUGCUGCACGGUCCCACUGGUAGCGGAAAGACCGCCCUGGCUUCGCGGAUUGCCAUCGACUCCGGAUUCCCCUUCAUCAAACUGAUCAGCCCCGAAGAUAUGGUUGGUUUCAGUGAGCCAGCCAAGAUCUCUCAUAUUGGCCGCAUCUUCGACAGUGCCUACAAGAGUCGCACCAGUAUCGUUGUCGUCGACAACAUCGAACGUAUUAUCGACUGGGUGCCGAUUGGCCCUCGGUUUAGCAACAGUGUGCUACAGGCUCUGAUGGUCUUCCUUCGGAAGCAGCCCACCCAUGGGCGCCGCCUGCUGAUCCUUGCCACGACCACCGAGCGUGCUCUAAUGAAGCAGCUUGAUAUCUACAAUUCUUUCAACUCAGAUAUCAUGGUUCCCAACGUGCAGUCGUUUGGCGAACUGCGAUACGUCAUGGAACAGUCUGGUGCUUUCGAUGCUCAAGAAAUUGCCCAGGCGCUCGAGGGCAUCGGUGGAUUGGCAAAUGAUGGUCGUAUUAGUGUCGGUAUCAAGAAGAUCUUGCUGGGUAUUGAGACUGCCAAACAAGACGCUGACAAGGUUGGUCGGUUUGUACGUGUCGUUAACAGAGCCAUUGAGGAGGAGCAGUCCUUCUCUUAG
Molecule: messenger RNA, 2469 nt
Organism: Penicillium argentinense
Lineage: Eukaryota; Fungi; Ascomycota; Eurotiomycetes; Eurotiales; Aspergillaceae
Product: AAA family ATPase SEC18
Exons: 4
Coding region: 1-2469 (822 amino acids)
Biological process (GO): intra-Golgi vesicle-mediated transport; SNARE complex disassembly; Golgi to plasma membrane protein transport
Cellular component (GO): Golgi stack
Molecular function (GO): ATP binding; ATP hydrolysis activity
Source: RefSeq, a predicted model, not a curated record